Messenger RNA from Epithele typhae, 1071 nucleotides. RefSeq lists its product as uncharacterized. Lineage: Eukaryota; Fungi; Basidiomycota; Agaricomycetes; Polyporales; Epitheliaceae. The record is from RefSeq and is a predicted model, not a curated record. Bases 1 to 1071 code for a protein of 356 amino acids. The transcript is spliced from 5 exons.
AUGGGUGGCAUGGGCCUGCGCCUCGUCGGGAUGGACACGGCGAACGCGUUGUGGGCGCACGCUGCCGCGAACCGGGUGUUCGCGUCGCUCGCCACAGCUGCAAACGCACACCCGCAUGCCACCGCCGCCGAUGCUGGCCCCCAGUGCGUGCCGGUGCCGCGUGGCUCGAGCGGGCUGGAGGUCGUCGCGCUCGCGAUGCGGAUGGUCAUCAUCCAGCACGCGCAGGAGCAGCCCGCAAGAGACACGCGAAGCCGUACACGACGCGUGCUACCGGCGGCCAAGCUCAUUGAGACGGCCUUUGAGCUGCGCUCUCAGCUGAAGACGGCGUGGAGCAUCAUGCAUAGGCUUCUGAAGCAGAACAAGCGCAGGGGCACAGAUACCUCGGAUAUCGAGGACCUGGACCCCGGCAUUUCUGACGAUGAAGACGACGACGGCCCGACUAUAGCGUGCAUUACGGAGCAGCCCAAGCCGGCCAUCCAUCCACCAACGCUGUGCGACGGUGACGUCUGCACUACAGACAGCGAGGAGGGCGAAAUCUCGGACGACAACGAGCUGCCCGACCACGACGGCACGGACCAUGGGGACGAAGGGCUCGAAGACGGCGAGCUCGCAUCACCGGACGGUCGUCGAACACCUCCAUCGCCUCCGAAGGAGCCGCCGUCAAAGUGGGCUCGGAAAUGCGGGAUUCCCUGGGCACCCAAUCCCGAUCACCCCAUCUCCACGACAUUUCCUGAUAGCCCACAUUUGCCGGUGCCUCCCCAGCAGCCAGCGACGUCAAGCAGCAAGACAAGGAAGAACAAGAACGCCUUCAAACGAAAGAAGUGUCGCAAUGCGGAGAAGGGGCAGGCCGAGAACACCCCAAUUCCCCACAACGCCCUACCCCGCUUUCCAAAGAGCUCCGGCUUUACGACGCGGUAUAGCAAUACGGCCGAGACAACGCUCGACGACAUCACCGUGAAGGAAUACCGAGUCGAUAGCUAUGCGUACACGGCUAUAUGCGACCCGGUCAAGACGAGGAAGCCUCCCACUCUUGACGACCUCGACAAACGCGGAUACACUUUCGUAGACUAG